Mobula hypostoma (lesser devil ray) is the source of this 1568-nucleotide messenger RNA. RefSeq names its product coiled-coil domain-containing protein 34-like. NCBI's taxonomy places the organism in Eukaryota, Metazoa, Chordata, Chondrichthyes, Myliobatiformes, Myliobatidae. The transcript has 8 exons. Bases 92 to 1417 code for a protein of 441 amino acids. The record is from RefSeq and is a predicted model, not a curated record.
GGCCCGGGAGGAGGCCGAGUUUGCGGCGGGCGGGAGGUUUAAGGCUGCCGAGGCACAAGCCGAUGCGAGUAAAGAAAGGUUUCUGCGAAGAAUGUCUUCACAAUCCAGUGAGGAAGAAAAUAUGAAAAUAAAUUCUCAUUUGAAUCAAUAUCAACGGGAUAGCAGGUUGGAAAAUGAGAUUCAGGUCAAGAGUUGUGAAUUAUCCUCUUCAUCAGGUUCCACCUCCUCUCUGCUGUCUCCUAUUUACCAUGAAAGUUACGAAAGUGAAGAUGAAGAAAAUGAGUCAUUAAACAAGCAGACAGACAAACUUUCAAGAAGAAAAUCAGAAUCCACCCCAAGUAAAAAGGUAGAUAGUUUUUCAAAAACACCAGUAGUGUCAACUCCGAGUGGACAAAAGAAAUCCAGGCAGAACGUUGGCUUGAAAAGAGAAACACUGUGCAAGAGAUGUACUUUGGAGCCUUCCAAAGAAUCCACAACGUUGCUGCUCUCUCCUAUUUACCAUGACAGCUAUGAAAGUGAGGAUGGUGAGACAGCGGCUUCCAAAACACCUACAAGCAGUAUUUCAGACAGAGAAAUAGCAUGUACUACAAACAAAACUGUGUCAAAGAAAUUGACAAUGUGCACUCCAGUCAAAUCAAAAACAUCUAGGCUUAGAACUUCUGCAAGAAAGGCAAAACAGAGUGAAGAGGAGGAGCAGCAUUUAAAGGAAGUUGAGCUUACUGCCUGGGAGGCAUGGCUUAUCAAGAAAGCAAAGGAAGAACGCAUUGAAGUGCAAAAAAAAUCUCAGCAAGAGGUGUUAUUGAAACAAGCAAAAUUAAAAGAGCAAGAAGAACUUCAAAGGAAAAAAGCUCGUGCAGAAGAAGAGCAUAGACACUGGGUGCAGAGAAAAAAUGAAAAGGAAAAACUGGAAAAAGAAAAGAAACUUCAGAAAGAGCAGGAGGAAAAGAAUGCCAAAGAACAAGAACGAGAGCGUGCUGCAGAAAGGUCAGGUAAAAAAUUUCAAGAAUGGCUUAAGAAAAAGAAGCUUCAGGAAAUGGAGAUAAAGAAACAGGAAAAGAAUGCUGAAGAAAAGAAAAUCGCUGAAUUGCAGGAAAGGAGAGAAAAAGCAGACAAAGUUUUCCAAGAGUGGUUAGAAAAAGUGAAAAACAGACCACGGAUUGUUCCGAGCAGCCUUGCUUAUGCUAAUGGUAAACUCACAGGAUAUUAUGAUGGAAGUUCAUAUCCAGCUCCAAGCUACUUCAAUCCAAUUCCAUGGAAACCCAUCCCUGUGCCAUGUUCAGAAGAUAACAUUAAAAAGAUAACCUGUAAGGAAAAAGUGAAACCAAAAUCUACAUCCCUAUAUAUCCCACAUUCUAAUGUGGCUUUCAGACCAAAGGACAAUCUUGUUGUUGGAAAUGGUUGGAGGAAAGCAAGGUGACUUCCAUUGACUGCGUCAGUAUAUUCCACUUUUUGUUUUUUUUUCUUUUUUCUGGAAUUGUUAUCAGGUACAUAUUUUUCUGUAUUUAUAUUUGAAUUAAAAGAUUAUUUUAUAUUCCUUGUUCGGUAUUGCCAGAGUUGCAUGUGCUCUC